This is a messenger RNA of Prunus dulcis (almond), 2289 nucleotides long. Its product is annotated as putative wall-associated receptor kinase-like 16. Gene Ontology annotation, molecular function: calcium ion binding; ATP binding; polysaccharide binding. The record is from RefSeq and is a predicted model, not a curated record. Bases 1 to 2289 code for a protein of 762 amino acids. Gene Ontology annotation, cellular component: plasma membrane. The transcript is spliced from 3 exons. Gene Ontology annotation, biological process: cell surface receptor signaling pathway; protein phosphorylation. NCBI's taxonomy places the organism in Eukaryota, Viridiplantae, Streptophyta, Magnoliopsida, Rosales, Rosaceae.
AUGGCCUUACGUGGGGAUGGGAGGAUGCUCGUUAUGCAAGUAAUGAUAUUGAUGAGACUGGUUGUAAAUCCAACAGCAGCAACAGCUCAAGCCCGGCCUAAUUGCCAAGACAAAUGUGGUAACCUCACAAUCCCAUACCCAUUUGGCAUGGGUGAAGGCUGUUACCUCCGACCAGAAUUCAACAUCACUUGUAAUCAAUCCGCCCAACCCCCGUCAGCCCACUGGAUGGGCGGUACGAACAGGAUUACUAACUUUUCUGUCGCUGAUGGCGAGUUGCAAAUAAUGCUAGACGUAGCCACGGCUUGUUAUGACGAUUCGGGUGAGGAAACAGAGGACAGCUCCUCUACUUGGCUAGAGCUGCCUCCUCCUUACAGCAUGUCCCAUACACAAAACAAUUUCACCACAGUUGGCUGUGACACUCUAGGAAUCUUUGUAGGUGAGCGCUCAGGGGAUGGAGGCCCAAAGAAAGAAAAGGUCAAAGCCGGCAACAGCGUCACCUUGUGUGGUGAUAUUCUUGGCGACGCACUUCCAGACUCUUGCUCUGGAUUUGGCUGUUCCCAAGCUUCCAUCCCUGGUGGACUGCGAAACAUUUCCACUUUUCUUCUAAGCCUGACCGUCGGCAAUCGAACGGGGAUUUAUAAUCCGUGGUACGCUAAGUACCCUUGCAGCUAUGCCUUCAUUGUGGAACAAAGCAACUUCUCAUUCAACCCCAACACAACUUUUCAAGAACUCAACAACUCAAGGCAGCUUCCAGCAGUUCUGAAUUGGGCAGUUGAGGGUGAGUCAUGUGAUGCAGCUCAACAGAACCCCAACUUUCCAUGCAAGGAAAAUACCAAGUGUGUUGAACGGACGACCAUCGGUGGUCCGCCUGCUUACAUUUGCCAGUGCUCGUCAGGUUAUCUAGGGAACCCGUACCUCCCAGAUAGUUGCCAAGAUAUUGAUGAGUGCAAGGAUUCAAACCCCUGCAGUAUUGGAACGUGCAUAAAUUUUUCUGGAGAUUAUUCUUGUAAAUGUCCCAAAGGGUACAAAAACGACGACAAGAAUCAAAAGAGUUGCAUCGAACACAAUCCCAGCAAUCGAUGGAAGAUCAUUCUCCUGCCUGUUAUUUCAUUGGGUGUCAGUGCAGGCCUCUUGGUUUUACUAAUUGGAAUUUCAUGGAUAUAUUGGGGAAUGCAUAGAAGAAAGAUCAUGAAACUCAAAGAAAAAUACUUUAAAGAAAAUGGUGGUUUAUUGUUACAACAACAACUUGCUAUUCAAGGAAGCCCCAUGGAGACAACAAAAAUCUUUACGGCAGAAGAACUUGAGAAGGCCACAAACAAUUACCACGAAAGUCGAGUCCUUGGUGAAGGAGGAUAUGGAACGGUUUACAAAGGAGUAUUACCAGAUAACAAAGUGGUUGCCAUAAAGAAGUCCAAAAUUGGCGUCUCAACUCAGAAGGAGCAGUUUGUUAAUGAGAUGAUUGUUCUUUCUCAAAUCAAACAUAUAAAUGUGGUGAGGCUAUUGGGUUGCUGUUUAGAGACACCCGUGCCUUUACUAGUUUACGAGUUCAUCACCAAUGGCACUCUUUUUGAGCACAUUCAUAAUACAAAGGGCAAAGGAUCUCCGCUUUCAUGGCAAUUACGAUUGAAGAUAGCAGCAGAAACUGCAGGAGCACUAGCGUACUUACACUUCUCUACUUCCAUGCCAAUCAUACACAGAGAUGUGAAAACAACUAACAUACUAUUAGAUGGGAAUUACAGAACAAAAGUGUCAGACUUUGGAGCUUCAAAAUUGAUUCCACUGGAUCAAACUCAACUAACAACUUUAGUUCAAGGGACGCUCGGAUACUUAGACCCUGAGUACUUCUGUUCAAGUCAACUAACAGAAAAGAGUGACGUUUACAGCUUUGGAGUUGUCCUUAUGGAGCUACUAACAAGCAAAGUGGCACUUUCUUUUGACAGGCCUGAGAAAGAGAGAAACCUAGCGAGCUUCUUUGUUUGGUCAAUGGAGGCGGAUCUCUUGAAUCAAAUUCUUGAUGAUGAAAUAGUCAAGGAGGGAAAUAUUGAGACACUAAAAAACAUGGCCGAUCUCGCAAGAAGGUGUGUAAAGUUAAAAGGGGAGGAUAGGCCUACCAUGAAGGAAGUAGCAAUGGAGCUAGAGGGAAUGAGAAUUAUGGCAAAGCAUCCAUGGGGGAAAGCUGAUUGUCCAGAGGAGACCGAGUACUUGCUUGGGUCAGCUAAGUCAUAUUGUGCUAGAGGAUAUGACAGCAUGCAAAUCCAGAUGUUAAUGCCAUAUGGUAAUGGUCGAUAG